Molecule: messenger RNA, 1441 nt
Organism: Choloepus didactylus (southern two-toed sloth)
Lineage: Eukaryota; Metazoa; Chordata; Mammalia; Pilosa; Megalonychidae
Gene: TMUB1
Product: transmembrane and ubiquitin like domain containing 1
Exons: 3
Coding region: 180-986 (268 amino acids)
Molecular function (GO): protein binding
Source: RefSeq, a predicted model, not a curated record
ACCUCGGCGCCUCCCGCCCGGAAGUGCCUGAGGGUCCGAUAUGGAGCUGGCGGAGCGGGGCGGUGAGUACUCCCGCCUUGACCGCGCCUACCCGGCCGCCCGAGUCUCAGCUUGUCCCCGCUCCGCCCGGAAUCCCCCGUGCCUUCCCGCGGCUCGGGGGGGGUCGGGGGACCGGGAAAAUGGGAGGGAUAAUGGAGGAGUUGGGGGUAGGCAGGCUCGGUAGCGCAGCGGGCAAGGCAGGUGCCAUGGCCCUGAUCGAAGGGGUGGGUGAUGAGGUGACCAUCCUUUUCGCGGUGCUUGCCUGCCUUCUGGUGCUGGCCCUCGCUUGGGUCUCAACACACACCGCCGAGGGGGCUGACCCACUGCCCCAGACAUCAGGGACCCCGACUCCAGCACAGCACAGCAACACCAUGGCAGCCACCGACAGCAUCAGAGGGGAGGCCCCAGGAGCCGAGGCCCCCAACCUGAGACACCGAGGUCAAGCUGCCCAGCCAGAUCCUAGUAUGGGGCCCCCAGCAACACCACCGCCACCGGACUCACCACAGGAGCCCCUAGUGCUCCGGCUGAAAUUCCUCAACGAUUCAGAGCAGGUGGCCAGGGCCUGGCCCCAUGACACCAUUGGCUCCUUGAAAAGGACCCAGUUUCCAGGCCGGGAACAGCAGGUGCGACUCAUCUACCAAGGGCAACUUCUAGGAGACGAUACCCAGACCCUGGGCAGCCUUCACCUCCCUCCCAACUGUGUGCUCCACUGCCACGUGUCCACACGGAUCAGUCCCCCACACCCCCCCUGCCCUCCGGGGUCAGAGCCAGGCCCCUCCGGGCUGGAAAUUGGCAGCCUGCUGCUGCCCCUGCUGCUUCUGAUGCUGCUGCUGCUCUGGUACUGCCAGAUCCAGUACCGGCCCUUCUUUCCCCUGACCGCCACUCUGGGCCUGGCCGGCUUCACCCUGCUCCUCAGUCUCCUGGCCUUUGCCAUGUACCACCCGUAGUGCCUCCACGGGCUCUCGGCAGUGUUGCUGGCCCUUCCGGACCUUGUUCCCCGCGACACAGUGGGAGCUGCUGUCUGCCCAGGCCCGCUUCUCCAGCCUGUCUCUUUCCUCUGCCCUGGAGCCCAGCCCUGCGCCGCCGAGGACUCCAGGGGCCGGCGGAGGCCACUCCCUGUGACCUCCAUGGCUCUGGGCCAUCUCCUGAGCCUGCUGGCCCUCAGCCUUCGCUGACAGUUGGCUCCUCAGGGUCAGGCAGCUGCUGUCACUGCCUUGGCCCUGGGCAGAGCCAGGCAACCCCCCUGGGCCCCUCUGGCCGACGGCCUAGCCACCUGUAGUCCCCGUAACUCAUUGGGCUGAUUUCGGACCCAAGGACUAAGUUGGGGGCUAUGGAAGGGUAGCUGGAAUGGAAGGAGAGGGUUUGUCUGAAACAUGCAGAUUAAAAAACUGUGAAGUUUUCA